UAGCGCGUCUUUCACCACACCCGUUUUCCUCGUUAUCCUCUUCCAUCGAGCUGCGGCGCCAUGGUCAAGCACUCUUCCGUUGCUGAGGCAUACACCACUCUCGGUCUUGAAGAGCAUGCCCUGCGCACUCAUCCAGACAAGAAUCCCAACAAUGCCGAUGCUACUGCGCAGUUUCAGGCAGUUGGUGAUGCAUACACUGUCCUCCAAAGACACCUGAAUCCGCCUACUGGCUCCAGACGGAUGUUCCCUUGGGGAAAUUCAGCGAGCGACGACGAAAAUGACGACUACGAUGACUACGGGGACGAUUCAUAUGAUCCUGAGGACGACCCAGACCGCAUGUCAUUUUACAUGUUCCUUUUCAGCCAGUUUCUAGAUGGGAGACAUGUGUAUUUCCGACCGCCCGACCCCCAUAGUAAUUAUCGUCGUCGAUCACCUUCCCCUGAAACCCCUGAACAACGCAAGGCUCGUAUCGCGCGGACUGUUGCAGAGCGAGAGGAGGCAGAGAAACGGCGUCGUGAGCAACAAGCUAACCGGAAAGACUUCGAAGCACGACAACGAGAAAAGGAACGCAAAGCUGCAGAAGAUAGACAAAAAGCCAAAGCAGCUUCGAAGAAGGCAGAAUCUGAGGCCAGCUCAUCAGAGGCUUUCUCGGCUGCACGUAAGGGGGACGCAGCCAAAGUCAGACACGCUGUUUGGGAAGAGAAUGUCGAUCCUGCCGGAGGCGAAAUCAAGUCUGGUUGCGAAAACUACGUCAAAAGGCCGCCUGAAGAUCCGAAGGAAACACUGAUGCAUAUCGCUACACAGCAAGGUGAUGUCGACCUCGUGGAGUGGUUAGACGCCCACAGUGCGGAUCCGGAAGAGCGUGACUCUGCAGGGCUGUCAGCCUUCCACUUGGCUCUUCAGCAGGGUUGUAUCCGAAUCAUAAAUCAUUUCUUCCAAUCAUAUGAUCCGAAACACGACGACGACCACAGCGGGAUCUAUAGCCUCCCACCACCAAUGUCGCUUCUUUCUCUAGCUUUACAAUCGUGCGACCCUGAGGUUGUGUGGAUGAUCCUCGAGAAGGGUCUGGCUUCCACCCAAGAUAUCGGAAAUGCCUGGACGCAAGUCACGUCUGGACAGGUCAACGAGCCACUGCUCCAGAAACUCUCCCGUGAUAGUGUUAAGUUUUCAGAAAUCCAGAACCUUCUGAUGACCUUUGGAGGGUUUACUCCACCACCAACACCAAAGGACCCAAGUCCAAAGAAUACGAGACGUAAUUCACCUUCUCCCCGUUCGCCGUUGGCGCCGGACGGCUCUGCCAAGAGUCGUCAGCGGACGCGUAGCAAGAAGCAAAGCGUUAACCAACCUCCUAACGCUCAUCCUGCAAAAAUGCCCCACAAAAAUGCCCCGCCGGCACCCUCACAAACUGGCGCAGUCCAUUCGGAGGCUCUCAAUGGCGAUCGCGGGCGGGGUCGCGGACGGGGUCGCGGUCGUGGUCGUGGUCGCGGACGUGGACGUGGAAACUAGAUCGUUAUUCAGCGAUCACAUCCCUGUCCUGCGUUCCACUCGGUAUCAGCAUAUUUCAUGAACCCUUCUGUUUCAUUCCUCAUUACUUGGCACAUACCUCCCGCAUCAAGCCACUUCUUGACGCAUCAUGCAUACAUAGUAUCAAUUGAGUCAUCCCAUCAUCUUGCUACAGCUGACAUCGUGAUCACGAGCUAAUGUUUAUAUCGCAAACUUGUGUAAUAUUUACUCUAUGCGCAUACAAUCUUGCACUCGUAUGUAAAUUAGAUCGUUCUAUAUUCUUUGAUUGCCUUGGCGGCAUUAAUGAUUAUUUGUUGUUG
Messenger RNA from Suillus paluster, 1823 nucleotides. Its product is annotated as DnaJ-domain-containing protein. NCBI's taxonomy places the organism in Eukaryota, Fungi, Basidiomycota, Agaricomycetes, Boletales, Suillaceae. The record is from RefSeq and is a predicted model, not a curated record. Gene Ontology annotation, molecular function: protein binding. Bases 61 to 1506 code for a protein of 481 amino acids. The transcript has 7 exons.